AUGGGUCUGACGGAGCUGUCGAGUUCCAGUAGUUCCAGAAACGAAACUCUGGGGGAGGGGCUCUUGUGGUUCAGAGGACAAACUCAUCUGUGCUCCAACAAUUAUAGACACUGUGCCGCUGCCCACACUAUCAAACCGUCUAACUGCGAUGAACAAUUCUCCCUUGUUACUGGUGGCUCCGGUACGGAUGUGUCAAGCCUCCGAUCGGCAUGA
Penicillium oxalicum is the source of this 213-nucleotide messenger RNA. RefSeq lists its product as uncharacterized. Lineage: Eukaryota; Fungi; Ascomycota; Eurotiomycetes; Eurotiales; Aspergillaceae. Bases 1 to 213 code for a protein of 70 amino acids. The transcript has a single exon. The record is from RefSeq and is a predicted model, not a curated record.